GGAUCCAGUGUCUUCUGGUACCCUCACCAACGGGCCUACUGUUCUGCGUUCAAGUCCUGGUCCGGAUAUGUCAACGCUGUUGUUGACAUAUUCUUCACCAAAGAAACACUUGCAAUUUCAAGUGCAAGGGGAAGUGACAGAAAAGGCAAAAGCGGUGAUGCAAACAUUCCGUUGACCCCCCUCAUCAUUGAUGCCCUUGUUGGUAAGUAGUGCAACACUGAAUUAUUUUAUUCAGAAAUAAGUACAUAACUUGCAGUCAUGGGGAUCUCUAACUCACUAAUUAGAACUUGAAUUGACUGGGUUUUUAAGGCAUUGUUGUCCUUAAAAAAUAAGCAAUUUAAUAUAAACUUGCAUGCAAUAAUUAUGAUAUAGAAUUGAAGCAGAAAGAAUUUUAUUUGGACACAAAGUACUGGAAUCCCAGUAGUUUCCAUUGCAGCCCAUUACAAUUAACCUGGAUUUAAACUUCCACAAAAAAUGUAUAAAACUGAUCUAAAGGUUUUAAUCUUACUCCCUUAGCCACAGCAGAGAUAAUUAAGACACCAGUAAAUGAAAAAAAAAAUAAUGUCACUGAGCUUUCAAUUAAGUUAUUAAUUUUAUAAAUCAAGCAAACAAAACAGAACCCAUUACAAUUGAUUACCUCCAAUCAAGCAAUUUUUGUUUCUUGGUAAGGCAACAUUCCACGUAUAAGUUGGGGUACUGUUUUACAUGUAAAUAUGACUUAAUAUUAACUUAAACUUUUUUUUUCAGGUAAAGUCUGUUCAAAGUUUUCAAAGGACUCUCCUCAACCGAGCCAAAUCAUACAGAAGAUAAACAUGAAAUGUGUGGAAGCUAGAAGGCCCCCAAGAGUACGAGAGCAACGAGCAGAAUGA
Pocillopora meandrina is the source of this 869-nucleotide messenger RNA. Lineage: Eukaryota; Metazoa; Cnidaria; Anthozoa; Scleractinia; Pocilloporidae. The record is from the annotation of a GenBank genome assembly.